Molecule: messenger RNA, 723 nt
Organism: Acanthosepion pharaonis
Lineage: Eukaryota; Metazoa; Mollusca; Cephalopoda; Sepiida; Sepiidae
Source: the annotation of a GenBank genome assembly
AUGAGGAAGACUCCUCCUCCUCCUCCUCCUCUCUCGGUGUCUAACCCUUUCUCACCGCCUCCUCUUCUUCGUCAUGUUUUCUUUUCUCUCCUUUUCCACCCCUCUUUCCUUUAUUCUUUUUCUUUCUCUUUGUCGGCCGUCACAAACCAGUCGGCAAUGCACGACAUGGAAACACCACUUGAUGUUUUGUCAAGGGCUGCUUCUCUCGUGGAAACAAACAAUAUUCAUAUCUAUCUAUUUUUCUAUCUCACAGUUCAUAUCUAUCUCAAUCAGUUCAUAACUUCAUAUCUAUCUAUCUAUCUAUCUCAAUCUGUUCAUAUCUAUCUAUUUCAAUUAAUCUCUAUCUCCCCACCUCUCUGUGUAUCUAUCUAUCUAUCUAUCUAUGUCUUAAAAUUUAGCAAAGCCGUUCAUAGAAUUAUCAUUUAUGACUACCGGCAAAUCCGAGCGAAUUUGACGCAACUUUCUUUCUUUCCUUCCUUCCUUCCUUCUUUCUUUCUUUCUUUCUCUUGUCUUUAUUUAACUUUUUCGUGUUUACCCACCCGGUUCCCCUUUUCUCUGUAUACGCGUCUAUAUCUAUCUAUCUAUCUAUCUAUCUAUCUAUCUAUCUAUCUAUCUAUCUAUCUAUCUAUCUAUCUAUCUAUCUAUCUAUCCUUUUCUUUCUUUAUUUUCUUUUCUCGUCAAUCUCACUUUUUCUUUUUGAGUUUCCUUAAGUCUGUUCCUUAA